ACCGCGUUGAAGGAUCAGCGGAAGCUGCACACGCGCCAGUGCACUCGACCUGCUGACACCCUGGCCCCCCCAACACGCCCAUGACGACUCCCCAGGGAGGCUGGGGCACACCGCCCACGGCCCCCCCGCAACCUCCCUCAGGGGAGGCUUCAAGCUCGGGAGGGUCGUCGCCCUACAGCAGCGCCGGCCACGCCGCCAAGUGCCCGCCAGCCCUGUACGCCGACCUGCUGCGCAGCGCCAACGGCGACCAGCAGCUGGUGGCGCUGCGGCUGGCGGAGAUGGGUUUUGAGCCGGGCAGGCCCGACGAGGCGCAGCAGCAGCAGCAGCAGUCGAUCAAGGCGGUGGGCGGCGGCGGCGCCGGGCUGGCCGGCUGGGGCAGCCUGGCCGCCACCCUGGGAUCCAAAGACGCGCUGAAGAGCAAGCCGCCGCCGCCGCCGCCGCGCGGCGAGCGCGACCUGGACAGCCAGGCGGCGGAGGCGGGCGCGCCCAGCCACUUCUUCUGCCCCAUCUCGCUGCAAAUCAUGCGCGACCCCGUGGUGGUGGCGGCCACCGGCCAGACGUACGACCGCCCCUGCAUCGAGCGCUGGCUGGCGCAGGGCAACAGCAGCUGCCCCGCCACGGGCCAGGCGCUGCGGCCACCGGCGGCGCUCGUGCCAAACGUGGCGCUGCGCGCGUCGAUUGAGGAGUGGGCGGAGAAGCACGCGCCAUGGCUGCUGGACCUCAACCGCCGGGUGAAGCCCAUCCCCAAGGACGAGCAGUUUGCGGCGCUGCCGCCGCCAGACGCCGCACAGGGCCACGACCCAGACCUGGCCUACGCCAUCCGGCUGCAGCAGGAGGAGCUGGCUCGGCUGGCCUCACGGCGAGGCGCGGCGCCGCCGCCCGGCGCCGCCGCCGCCGCCGGCGGCAUGGCGGCGUUCGGCGUGGAGGCCGGCGCCGCCGCCCCGCAGGCCGCCUCCGCGCGCGGCAGCCCCAGCCGCGGCGGCGGCGGCGGCGGCGGCGGCGGCGGCGGUUCGCGGCGCCUGGGGCGUGGCGCGCCGCGCGGCCGCGCCGCCUGCCUCUCCCCCGCCACCGCGGCGCUGUUUGCUGCCACCGCCGCCUACAUCGCGCUGUACGUGGUCAGCCUAGCGCUCAACGGCUGGAACAUAGAGGACCUGGCGGUGAACCCGUGGGCGGGGUCCAGCCUGGCGGCGCUGAUGGAUGUGGGGGCGCAGGAAGCGGCGGCGGUGGCCACCGGCGGCCAGUGGUGGCGCCUCUUCACCUCCCCCUUUGUCAACGCCGGCGUCAUCCAGCUGCUGCUCAACAUGUCGUGCCUGUGGACGUUUGGGAGGUACCUGGAGGGGGCGAUGCGCCCCCACGCAGCCCCCUGCAUAGCGGCCACCUACCUGGUGGGAGGGUGGGCGGGCGCCCUGGCCUCCGCCAACCUCAACCACUACUAUAUCACCUGCGGCGCCUCGGCGGGCGUCUGCGCGCUGCUGGGCGCUGUGUGGGGUGACCAGCUUGUGAAUGGGCGCAAGUAUGUGAGGCGGGUGUGGACGGUGGCGGUGCUGGCCCUCAUCACCGCCAUCUUCAUCACCAUGAGCCUGCUGCCGCUGCUGGACCCCUGGUACCAGGCAGCCGCGCUGGUCGCAGCCCUGGGCGAGUCCCACGCCCUGCCCAACGGCACCACCAUUGCUGCGGGGGACACCGACCUGGUCACCCAGAUCUGCAGCCAGUACUGCUCCGAUGACGGCACGGACGCCGGCAGCGCCGAGGGCUCGGAUGGCGGCACGACCGCGCCCGGGGGCGGCAGCACCACACCCUCCCCCUCCCCCUCGGAUAGCGGCACCACGCCGUCCCCCUCCCCCGCCGCCACCCCCACCCCAGUGGGCACCGGCAGCAGCAGUGAUGGGGUGCUGCUGUAGCGCCUGGGCAGCCGGGGUGCAGCGCCCGCCGGCUAUCCCCGGCUUGCUUGGGCGGGGGCUUUGUUGGCCUGGGUUUGUUCAUUCUUUUAGUUACCUGGCCUAUUUGUCCUCACUUGCCCCUCCCCUGCUCUCUCUUCUGCCCUGCCCAUACCUCUCAACAGCAUCGAGGGCUUUUUUCUUCUUUGUACAUCUCUUGUUAAAUGCAUGCCAAA
Chlorella variabilis is the source of this 2113-nucleotide messenger RNA. RefSeq lists its product as hypothetical. NCBI's taxonomy places the organism in Eukaryota, Viridiplantae, Chlorophyta, Trebouxiophyceae, Chlorellales, Chlorellaceae. The coding region runs from base 81 to 1901 and encodes 606 amino acids. Gene Ontology annotation, molecular function: ubiquitin protein ligase activity; serine-type endopeptidase activity. The transcript has 7 exons. Gene Ontology annotation, biological process: protein ubiquitination. Gene Ontology annotation, cellular component: membrane. The record is from RefSeq and is a predicted model, not a curated record.